CCAUCAUUACUCUCUCAUUCUCUGGUCUCACACAGCACUGGCAACAUGAAGCUGCAGGUCGUCGUGCCGCUGCUCGCUCUGCUCACUCACACUUUGGCUGCUGAAGAGUCCUGUAUGGGUCGCUGUGAAAAUGGCUUUGACUCUCAGAGGAAGUGCCAGUGUGACUCCAUGUGCAAGUAUUACAAGAGCUGCUGCUCUGACUUUGACGUCACCUGUGGGAUGAUGACUCGUGGAGACACAUUUUCCUUUGCAGAGGAUGAUGAUGAUGAGGCGAUUGAAGGCACCACACCCUCUUCCAGACAUUCGGCACAGUCUUCUACUACGGUCAGUAGUCAGAUGACACCCACACAAGAGCCCGCCUCAGACUUCAGACCACUGCAGCCUCCAGAAACCUCAGUAGAAAUGAGCAAACCGCCACGACGCACGGACACCAUCUUUCAGAGAGUCCCCGUUACACAGAGGACACCCACUUCACCCACUGUCCUACCUACAAAGAAGGUCCUCUUCACAACCCUCGUCCCUGAGACUGACACAGCAGCUGAGACGACCACUGUCCCGGUCACCACAGGCCCCACUGAAGCCCCUGACCCAGACGCUGAAGUCUGCAGUGGGAAUCCGUUUGAUUCUUUCAUGCAGCUGAAAAAUGGCUCUAUAUUUGCCUUCAGAGGGAAGUAUUUUUUUGAACUGGACAACAAGUCAGUUGCGCCUGGUUAUCCAAAGCUCAUUAAGGACGUGUGGGGCAUCGACGGGCCAAUCGACGCUGCUUUCACUCGAGUCAACUGUCAAGGAAAGACCUACAUCUUCAAGGGAAACAAGUACUGGAGGUUUGAUAAUGGCGUCCUGGAAGAUGAUUAUCCAAGAGCUAUCAACGUGGGCUUUGACAAAAUCCCUGAUCACGUGGAUGCAGCUUUUGCCCUCCCUGCCUCUGGUCACCACGGAAAAGAGAGAGUUUAUUUUUUCAAAGAUGAUCAGUAUUACAUGUAUGAGUUUCUGCACCAGCCGUCACACGGGGAGUGUAUCACCAUGUCUGAAAGUUUCCCCUCCACGCAGUUCAGGCGCUACACUGACUUGUACUACAACAACUAUGAAAGUUUCUUCAGCGAGCUCUUCUCUGACUUGCCUCAGCAUCAUGACCAACACCACUUCAUCAACAAAGACUGGAAGGGCCUCAAGUCCCCGGUGGAUGCUGCCAUGGCAGGCAGGAUCUAUGUGACUCCCCGGAGGACGGCGCCACGCCGCAACGACUACAACCGUGACCAGUGGUGGAGCCAGCAGUAUGGACAGCAGUAUGGACAGCAGUAUGGACAGCAGUGGGGUCGCAGGAGGCAAAGCCGUUCACCCUUCUGGGGCUCCACGGCUGAGCAGGGGAAGAACAUGGGUCAGGAGAUGGCGGAAAGGGGGAUGGAGCUGGGACAGAGGUUGGCAGAGAGGAGAAUGGAAAUGGAGGAGAGGCUUGGGCGAGACUGGGACAGAAGGUGGGACCAGGACUGGGACCAAGACAGACGGAGAGACAGAUACAACCAGAACAACAGGGGCAACUAUGACUCCAGACUCCGACUCCAGUCUCAAUGGGACAGACAGAGGAAUCUGCCCAUCCAGAGCGUCUUCUUCUUUAAAGGAGAUAAAUACUACAGAGUGGACCUGAGUACCAAGAGAGUGGACCCUGCCGUGCCUCCAUAUCCCAGAUCCAUCGCUAACUUCUGGCUCGGCUGCUCAGACACCAAGGGAGCAGAGAAGUGAUAUUGUGGUACAUUUUCACUCAGUGCUUGUCAGACAUGUUCAGUGUAACAAUAAACUUUAGUGAAUAUCGAUUAGUGAGAUCCAUGCGCUGCUUGUUGUGGUCAAAGUUCAACAGGUUGAGCUUCUGAACUCUGACCUCCUUUUAUCAAACACGACUGAUAGUGUAAAACUGUAAAACGUUGUUUAUUUGAAACACUCAUCAUAUUUUAUACAUUCACAGUUUGUCAUUUAAGUGUGUUAAAUUCAUCCAUUAAAAAAAAGAAGAUGACUGUGUUUACAUUUUUUUCUCUUCAUUAUUAUUUGUGAACAUAUAUACAGUGAUGUGAAAAUAUAAAACACUCUAGGUACAACACAAGAGGUCAUAAAAAUCUUAAUUUGCGUGUGUGUUUUUAACCAGCAGCAGCAUGAUAUGAGGUCAGAGGUCACUGACAGUUUGGUUUAUGCUCCUGGUUGUAGAUGUGAAAACACUUUCAGAAUCCCAGUUUUCUUACAAAAAACUGUAAUGAAUACUUAGAAAACAACCCAGGUGGAUGGUUUGGCCCUUUUACAGGACAUUAUGUGCAAGGACUUAUUUUUGUUUGCAUGUUCAUGGCUUGUUUUUGUUCGUAAUAACUUGUGUUCAUGGUAAAUAUGAAGUCAGGACAUCAGAGAGUCUCAUUCUGUAAACACUGUGCUGCAUUCCUGCUUCUAUGGUUGUCCCCUUUCUGACUCAAUAAGCAAACAGAAACACAAAUAUUACAGUACUUGUUCUCAUAUAAUGUAUAAACACUUGCAUUACUGCAGCAAAUAAAAUCCAUUUUCAGUCA
Messenger RNA from Solea solea (common sole), 2546 nucleotides. It is a transcript of the gene vtna, whose product is annotated as vitronectin a. Bases 46 to 1740 code for a protein of 564 amino acids. Gene Ontology annotation, molecular function: scavenger receptor activity; extracellular matrix binding; polysaccharide binding. NCBI's taxonomy places the organism in Eukaryota, Metazoa, Chordata, Actinopteri, Pleuronectiformes, Soleidae. The record is from RefSeq and is a predicted model, not a curated record. Gene Ontology annotation, biological process: cell adhesion mediated by integrin; immune response; cell-matrix adhesion. The transcript is spliced from 8 exons.